AUGGUCAACAUCCCGAAAACCCGCCGCACAUACUGCAAGGGCAAGGAUUGCAAGAAGCACACCCAGCACAAGGUCACCCAGUACAAGGCUGGAAAGGCUUCCCUCUUCGCCCAGGGUAAGCGUCGUUACGACCGGAAGCAAAGCGGUUACGGUGGUCAGACCAAGCCCGUCUUCCACAAGAAGGCCAAGACUACCAAGAAGGUCGUGCUCCGAUUGGAGUGCACUCAGUGCAAGACAAAGGCCCAGUUGGCUCUGAAGCGAUGCAAGCACUUCGAGUUGGGUGGUGACAAGAAGACCAAGGGUGCCGCCCUCGUGUUCUAG
This is a messenger RNA of Talaromyces atroroseus, 321 nucleotides long. Its product is annotated as 60S ribosomal protein L44. Bases 1 to 321 code for a protein of 106 amino acids. Gene Ontology annotation, cellular component: ribosome; cytosolic large ribosomal subunit. Gene Ontology annotation, biological process: translation. Gene Ontology annotation, molecular function: structural constituent of ribosome. The transcript is spliced from 4 exons. The record is from RefSeq and is a predicted model, not a curated record. NCBI's taxonomy places the organism in Eukaryota, Fungi, Ascomycota, Eurotiomycetes, Eurotiales, Trichocomaceae.